GAAUUUAUCGCCCUGUCGUCCUUGCACAUGCCCAUGCGCGUUUUCGACCACAAUUUGCCACUUUGUUGCACCCUGCUAUCACACAAUUCUGGAAUUUCUCCAGACGCGGUCAAGCUCGAGGAAAAAAUUUGCAACCGUUUCCCUUUUUCUACCCCUUGUUAAUCGAAUCAAGGAGUAAGGUUAAGGGGAUCUUUGGAGCCUAGUGCCUCGAUAAGACCCCCCGCAGUCGAACCACACUGAAAGGGCGUUUCUCAACCUGACCGCAGCAGCCCCAACUGCCCUAAAUAUCUAUACUCUCCACUGAUUUACAGUGGUACCAAGUACAUACGGUGAAGGCUGUACUGGUGCUGUACUCAUAUCAUAUCACCUGGCCCCCCUUCUCUCAGGAUCUUUUGAGGACUGUUUUUUUCUUAAUCAACUUCUCCAUCCUCAUCCCUUCAUAUUUUGUUUGUUCAAUUAUACACGAUGCAUCACAGUCGGAAGAAGUCGGGCCAUGGUCUGCCCAAUUCCUCUGCGACCGACGUGCGAAAAGUAGUUACCGCGACCGAUCCUGCGAAGUACAAGAGGCCCGUCAUGACACGAAGGCACACACCACAAAAACUCGGUCGCAGUCAGCGCGAACGUGAACGGGAAUGGACAGAGUCUUGGGAAGAUGAAAGGGAGAGCUUUCCACAAUUUUGUAUGACGUGCGAAAAGCAAUUCAUCCCUCAUGACGACAUGUUUCUUUACUGCUCCGACAACUGCCGCAGAGUUGAUCAGACCGCAUCGUCACAGCCGAGCUCCUCGGUCCGUCAUUACGCGUCCUCAAACUAUCCAUUCCAUUCUGCGGGAAACCCGGAGCCCAAAGACAUCAUCCCUCGAGCAUCUCCUUCACGGCCCAGCUCCAUGAUUUUGAGUUCUCCACCAGCCACUCCGGGAACCGGAGCACCGAAUUUCCAACAUACUUCAGCCAUUUCGGCUCUCCGUUCCCUCAAUGUCCGGCCUCCGAGCCCUCCGUCGCCUACAGGCAGCUCCAGCAACCUGUGGCCCUUUAGCCGCAGUGCAGCAACCAGCCCAUAUAGCUCGUACAGCCGGCCUUCUGCCCCAUAUCUGUCAUCGACUUAUGACGGAGGUUACUACGGCGCUGGAGGUAGUGGAUACAAUUACGAGGCAACAUCAGGCGGCAUGGAUCGGCCACUCCCUUCUCGCCAUCCCAGCACCUACUCUCGGCCCAGAAGCAUCGAGCUUGUGACACCCAUGGUCAGUAGAUGAUGGGUGCGCUCAGCUCUCUAGCCAUGAGCGCCUACUGCCCUACGAGUCUGUACAAACAUCAGUACAUUUGUGGAACUCGAGAACAGCUUGGAAGGGCUGGUGGCACAAGCGAAGCUAAAUGGCGAGUGUUCUGCUGGACGAGCGGUGUCUCACCUCCCGGCCGGGUCUUCGGUCAUGAACCCCGGCGAG
This is a messenger RNA of Fusarium oxysporum Fo47, 1440 nucleotides long. RefSeq lists its product as uncharacterized. The record is from RefSeq and is a predicted model, not a curated record. Bases 466 to 1251 code for a protein of 261 amino acids. The transcript has 3 exons. Lineage: Eukaryota; Fungi; Ascomycota; Sordariomycetes; Hypocreales; Nectriaceae.